AGACGACUUAUCCUCUCCCGCUUCUCAUCCGCGUGCGAAGAUGAUAAAAGCAUGUUAGGACGUGGCGGCCCGUCGUAGUCUUCCUUUCGGGAUCGGCCCAGAAGGAACCCGCGUGAAAUUUCAACGACAACCGAGAUGGCCUCGAGACCGAUCGUCCAUCUGCUAAUCGCCUGCGUCAUUUUCGUCGCGACCACAUCGCUGAAUCAAAAUCCCAGGUUUUCGAAUCAGCUGUUUGACAAUCAGCUGAAUCGCAACCAACAACAAUUCUCUCCGAAAGGUGAUGUAUCCGCGUCCUGUCCGGAGAGGAACGGCCGUUUUCCGGUGCAGAAUCAAUGCGACGCUUAUAUCGAGUGUAUCGAUGGAGUUGCCGAAGAAAAGUUGUGCCCUGAAGGCUUAUAUUUCAAUCCUGACGUUCGUUUCAACUAUCCUUGCGGAUAUCCGAUCGACAUAGAUUGCACGGGCAGGCCAAACUUGCAGACGGCAAAUCCGACCGAGGAUUGUCCCCAUCAGUACGGCUACUUCAAGAUCGGCGAUUAUCAGCGUUGCGGACAAUUCAUGAAUUGCGUGGACGGUCGGGGUUACGUGUUCGAUUGUCCGGAAGGCCUGGCCUUCAAUCCGGAAACGUAUCGAUGCGAUUGGCCGGAUCAGGUGCUGGAUUGCGACGCCGAGGCUUUCCUCGGCUUUCGCUGCCCGGAGGUGAAAAGCGGUCCCUUCCAAGACGCUGAGAUUAAGUUUUAUCGCAGCAACACCGACUGCCAUCAUUAUUACAUCUGCGUGAACGGCCGUCCACGUUUGCAGAAUUGCGGUGCGGGGAAUGCCUUUAACGAGCUCAUCGACGCUUGCGAUGCCGCGGAAAAUGUCACCGGCUGUGAACACGAGGCGAUAGCAAGAACUACUCCGACAUAUAAACAGACGAGGCUCUUUUAAAUUCGAGUAAAGUUGAAAAGCAAAAGUAAAGAUUGACAGCGCAAUAAUUGCAAAAGAAUAAUAAUUAAGAGCUGCAAAAAUAAUGAGGUGUGCAUCAAAUUUCAAUAUGUAAUUCGACAUAUUUUAAUACAAAAGUAUUGUAUUUUUAUGAUGCAUAUGAUUGCAUAUCACAUAUAUGCAAAUUAAAUUAAUGAAAGACAAAUAUAUAAAAAAAAUCCUAACUAUAAAUUAAACAAUAUAUUUUCUAAUCAUACAUUAAACAAUAUAUUUUAGAUAAAUUAAACAAUAUAUUUUAGAUAAAUUAAACAAUAUAUUUUCUAAUCAUACAAAUCACACACAUACAAUACGCAAAUUGAUGCCGCAAUGUAUAUAUUAAUGUAUAAAUUUUGUUUCAUUUCUAUAUAUAUUUAAUGUAGAAUUGUAAAACUUUUAAUAAAAAGGUAAAAAGAAAUACUCCGAUCAUUCUCUUCUAUAUAUCAAUAAACACUUUUCGCAUAAGAAUGUUUUUACAGUGUAAUGUAUUAAUAUAUAGUUAUGUAUAAUAUUAAAAUUUUGAAUUUAGUACUUUUUAAGAAAUUAAAAGUGUCCUUGACUUGACCUUAACGAUGCCAUCCAAGGUCAAAUCAAUGACACCAUCUUAUGUUCCCCUCAAAAUCAUACAAUUUUUGUUCAAAACGUUUUUCUCUAAAAUGCUUAGUUUUUAAAAGAAAAGGGGUGUACGGAUGGUCUAGGACACCAUGUAUAUAAAUUUUAUAUACGGAAUUUGGCACAUUUUUUAUUUUUCAAUUAUAGAUAAAAUCUCUUACGCUUUAACAUUGCAUCCCAUUUUUAACAAAUCAAAAAAAAUAUUAUUUUAUGAUAUUUUUAACAACUGAAAAUAAACAACGCCAGAUUGUUCUCAGAUUGCGAUAAAGUAUUGUGUAUUUUGAAAAAAAGUAAGAUAUAGAAAAUACUUUAAUAUGUAAAUUAAUAAGAUAUUAUAUUUUUGAGAAAAAAAU
Cataglyphis hispanica is the source of this 1925-nucleotide messenger RNA. Its product is annotated as protein obstructor-E. Gene Ontology annotation, cellular component: extracellular region. The record is from RefSeq and is a predicted model, not a curated record. NCBI's taxonomy places the organism in Eukaryota, Metazoa, Arthropoda, Insecta, Hymenoptera, Formicidae. The transcript is spliced from 4 exons. Gene Ontology annotation, molecular function: chitin binding. Bases 136 to 927 code for a protein of 263 amino acids.